GUAGCGGUUUUCUCCCACCAUGCGCGAAGCAAGGACAAGGAACCCUGGGAAGUGGCAAAGGAAAAGGAGUAAGGAAUAGCAAUGGUGGUGGCGGUGGUUGUUUUGUUGCGUUGAGUCAGUGAGUCCAAACAUUAUUAAAUCAUAUUAAAAUUCGAAGAUGGGAAAGCGAAAAAAUCAAGCAUUAAUUGACAGUGAUUCUAGCAACGAUUCAACUAGUGAUUUAGACUCCGAAUUUUUAAAUUUGGCCAAGAAAAAAAAUAGAAAAAAGAAGUCGCCAAAAUCCAAUUCUGAUUCUGACUCGGACAGCGAUAGAAAUAAUAAAAAACAAAAAAGAGAUUCAUCUGACUCAGAAGUGGAAAAGAAAGAUGACGGCAAGAAUUCUGAACCAGAAGAAGGAGAGGUGUCUGAUUCAUCAAUAUCAGACGAAGAAUAUAAUGAUGGUUACGAUGAUCAGCUCAUGGGAGAUGAAGAAGAUAGAGCUCGGCUAGCAAGUUUGACAGAAAAGGAAAGAGAAACAGAAAUUUUUAAGAGGAUUGAACAAAGAGAAUUAAUGAAAACAAGGUUUGAAAUUGAAAAAAAACUGAGACAGGCAAAGAAAGCUGAAAGAGCAAAAGAAAAACCACACAAACAUAAGGAUAAAGAGAAAGAUAAAGAUCAUAGUAAACUUCAGACUGACUUUAGUUCAAUAGAUCAUAAGGAACGCAGCAAAGAACGAAAGAAAAAUAUUGAAGAGAAUCGUGGACGGGUUGAUAAACGAGUUAAUGCAAUGGCAGAACUGAAGGCCAGGAGAGAGGAUAAACUAAAAAGGGAAGAAGCAGAGGAGAAACGGAAAGAAGAACAAAGAAAAAAAGAGGAGGAAGACGCUGUUCAUUCCUCAAACAAAAACGCUGUAAAAUUGAAAGCUUCAGAUAUUUAUUCAGAUGAUAGUGAAAGUGAAGGAGGUAAAAGUUCGCCUCAAGCACCAAGACAGUCUGCGGGAUCUACAAGAUCUCGUUCUUCUUCAAGUUCUAGUUCAAGUGAUAAUGAACAAGAAGAAGAAGAUAAACCUGCUUAUAUACCUACAAGAGUUGAUCUAAAUAAUAUUCGUUUAUCAAGACAUAAACUUGAAAGAUUUGUACAUAUGCCAUUUUUUGAUCGUAUUGUUAAGGGAUGUUACGUUAAAAUUGGUAUAGGUCAACAUAAUAACAUGCCGGUAUAUAGAGUGGCAGAAGUGAUAAAUGUUUACGAAACAGCCAAAAUCUACAAUUUGGGCAACACAAGAACAAAUAAGGGUUUACGAGUGCGUCAUGGCAAUCAGGAACGAGUUUUCCGACUGGAAUUUGUUUCUAAUCAAGAAUUUACAGACAUUGAAUAUUCUAAAUGGAUAGAAGCUAGUACCGCAGCCGGUAAUGCUUUACCAGCGAAAGAACAUGUAGAACAAAAACAGGCAGACAUUAAAGAAGCUAUAAAUUACGAAUUCAAUGAACAAGAUAUUGAACGAAUUAUUCGAGAAAAGGAAAGGUUUAAGUCUAAUCCUCAUAAUUACGCAAUGCGAAAAACCCAGUUGAUGAAAGAAAGAGAUUCAGCGAUGGCACGAGGAGACGAAGAAGUUGCUAGAGAUCUGUCGCAAAAAAUUUCCGAUUUGGAAGAGAGAGCAUCAGAAUUAGAUAAGAUGAGGACGUCAACGAUUUCAAGCAUUUCUUAUAUAAAUGACAGAAAUCGAAAAAAGAACGUAGAAGAGGCAGAAAAGGCCAUUAUGGCUGAAGUUAAAGCUAAUAAAGGCAAAAAGAUUGACGAUCCUUUCACCAGGAGAUCAACAAAGCCAAGAAUGAAUUUUAAAGCAGCGCCUGAAGAGAAGGUGGAAACAGUUGCCGAAAAGAAGCCUGAAAAAAUGCCUGUAGAAGUAGAGAACCCAAAAGUUGCAGCACAACCAGCUCAAGUUACUCAGGAUGAUUUAUUUUCUGCUCACGACUUUGAUAUUAAAAUCGAUUUGGACGUUCCUUUGCCGGUGGCAAGCGUUAACGUCACACCUAAAACUGUAACAAAGGAUCUAGCUCCCAGAAGAAGUUUAAAUUUGCAAGAUUACAAGAAGAAAAGAGGACUCAUAUAGUAUUUAUUAAUUUAUUUUCUUUAUUAUGUGUAACAACAUGAAGUAUAGAUUUUCAAUAUUAUACUUAAUUAAUUUUUAUUAAAAUAGAUAAUUUAUAAGUAAGUA
Molecule: messenger RNA, 2194 nt
Organism: Zophobas morio
Lineage: Eukaryota; Metazoa; Arthropoda; Insecta; Coleoptera; Tenebrionidae
Product: RNA polymerase-associated protein Rtf1
Exons: 8
Coding region: 158-2089 (643 amino acids)
Cellular component (GO): Cdc73/Paf1 complex
Molecular function (GO): DNA binding; RNA polymerase II C-terminal domain phosphoserine binding
Source: RefSeq, a predicted model, not a curated record